Myxocyprinus asiaticus (Chinese sucker) is the source of this 12086-nucleotide messenger RNA. RefSeq lists its product as uncharacterized. The record is from RefSeq and is a predicted model, not a curated record. Gene Ontology annotation, molecular function: cytoskeletal motor activity; actin filament binding; ATP binding. Gene Ontology annotation, cellular component: myosin complex. Lineage: Eukaryota; Metazoa; Chordata; Actinopteri; Cypriniformes; Catostomidae.
GUACAUCUGACACUGUCCCUUGGAAUCAGUGUGGUUUUUCCCUGUAUCGGUGUGCAAUAGCAAACAUCUUGAGCCUCCGACUACAUCUGCUGUCUGUCAGCUAUAACCUAAUCGAGUAACUAUGGGUGAUGCUGAGAUGGCAGUGUUUGGGGCCGCAGCCUCUUACCUGCGGAAGUCUGGAAAAGAGCGUCUUGAGGCACAAACUAAAAUCUUCGACUUAAAGAAAGAAUGUUUUGUGCCGGAUCCCUUGGAGGAGUUUGUUAAGGCCACCAUCACAAGUCGAGAGGGUGACAAAGUCACCGUAGAGACACAGGGAGGAAAGACCGUCACUGUCAAAGAGAGUGAGAUUAUGCAACAGAAUCCCCCCAAAUUUGACAAAAUUGAAGAUAUGGCAAUGCUGACAUUUCUUCAUGAGCCUGCUGUACUGUAUAACCUCAAAGAGCGUUAUGCAGCAUGGAUGAUCUAUACCUACUCAGGGCUGUUCUGUGUCACUGUCAAUCCCUACAAGUGGCUGCCGGUGUACAAUCAGGAGGUGGUUACAGCCUACAGAGGCAAGAAAAGGACUGAAGCUCCUCCACACAUCUAUUCCAUCUCUGAUAAUGCUUAUCAGUACUUGUUGUCAGACCGAGAAAACCAGUCUAUUCUUAUUACUGGAGAGUCUGGUGCUGGGAAGACUGUAAACACUAAAAGAGUCAUUCAGUACUUUGCCAGCAUUGCAGCAAGUGGAGGGAAGAAGGACACAACCUCUCAGAACAAGGGAACCCUGGAAGAUCAAAUUAUCCAGGCUAACCCUGCCUUGGAGGCUUUUGGCAAUGCUAAGACCAUCAGAAAUGACAACUCCUCAAGAUUUGGAAAAUUUAUUCGAAUUCACUUUGAUACAAGGGGGAAACUGGCAUCUGCUGACAUUGAAACAUAUCUCUUGGAGAAGUCUCGUGUGACCUUUCAGUUAAAGGCUGAGAGAGACUAUCACAUCUUCUAUCAAAUCUUAUCCAACAAAAAACCUGAGAUCCUUGAGAUGAUGCUAGUGACAGCAAACCCCUAUGACUACGCAUUCAUCUCUCAGGGAGAGACCACAGUUGCUUCCGUUGAUGAUGCUGAGGAGUUAAUGGCAACUGAUAGUGCCUUUGAUAUACUGGGGUUCACACAAGAUGAAAAGAACUCUGUGUACAAGUUGACUGGAGCCAUUAUGCAUUUUGGCAACAUGAAGUUCAAGCAGAAGCAGCGUGAGGAACAAGCAGAAGCUGAUGGAACUGAAGAUGCAGACAAAGCAGCAUAUCUCAUGGGUCUGAACUCUGCUGACCUCAUUAAAGGUCUGUGCCAUCCAAGGGUCAAAGUAGGAAAUGAGUGGGUGACCAAAGGACAGAAUGUUCAGCAGGUCAACUAUGCUGUUGGUGCCUUAUCGAAAUCAGUGUAUGAGAAAAUGUUCCUUUGGAUGGUGGUGAGAAUCAACCAGUCUCUGGAGACAAAGCAGCCCCGUCAAUACUUCAUUGGGGUGUUGGAUAUUGCCGGCUUUGAGAUCUUUGAUUUAAACACCUUUGAGCAACUCUGCAUCAACUUUACCAACGAAAAACUGCAACAGUUUUUCAACCACCACAUGUUUGUGCUUGAACAAGAGGAGUAUAAGAAAGAAGGAAUUGAAUGGGUGUUCAUUGACUUUGGCAUGGACUUGCAGGCCUGCAUUGAUCUCAUUGAGAAACCCAUGGGUAUCAUGUCCAUCCUUGAAGAGGAGUGCAUGUUUCCCAAAGCCAGUGAUGCAACCUUUAAAGCAAAGCUUUAUGACAACCACCUUGGGAAGUCAAACAAUUUUCAGAAACCCAGGAUUGUGAAGGGCAAGCCAGAGGCUCACUUUGCCCUGGUUCACUAUGCUGGCACAGUUGACUACAAUAUUAACAACUGGCUAGUAAAGAAUAAAGACCCUCUGAAUGAAACCGUGGUUGGAUUGUACCAGAAGUCCUCGCUGAAGUUGAUGGCUCAUCUGUUUGCCAACUAUGCAAAUACAGAGUCAGCCAUGGCUGACACUUCCAGUGGGAAAAAAGAAAAGAAGAAGAAAGGAUCAUCGUUCCAGACAGUGUCUGCACUUCACAGGGAGAAUCUCAAUAAACUUAUGACAAACCUGAGAUCAACACAUCCACACUUUGUACGGUGCAUCAUUCCCAAUGAGACAAAGACUCCUGGGGCAAUGGAGAACCCUCUAGUCAUGCACCAGCUACGCUGUAACGGUGUACUGGAAGGUAUCAGGAUUUGCAGAAAGGGUUUCCCCAAUAGAAUCCUGUAUGGUGAUUUCAAACAGAGAUAUCGCAUCUUAAACCCUGCAGCUAUCCCAGAUGGACAGUUCAUAGACAGCAAGAAAGGAGCAGAGAAACUGCUGAGUUCUCUUGACAUCGAUCACCAGCAGUACAGGUUUGGGCAUACCAAAGUAUUUUUUAAGGCUGGUCUUCUAGGUCAGCUGGAAGAGAUGAGAGAUGAGCGUCUAUCAAAAAUAAUCACUGGAAUUCAAGCUAGAUCCCGUGGUCUUCUUGCAAGAAUUGAGUACCAGAAGAUGGUAGAAUGCAGGGAUGCCUUGCUUGUGAUUCAGUGGAAUGUGCGUGCAUUCAUGGGUGUCAAGAAUUGGCCCUGGAUGAAACUCUUCUUUAAAAUCAAACCAUUACUGAGAUCUGCUGAAGCAGAGAAGGAAAUGGCCAAUAUGAAAGAGGAGUUCUUAAAACUCAAGGAAGCUUUUGCAAAAUCCGAGGCUCGUAAAAAAGAACUUGAGGAGAAAAUGGUGACUCUUCUUCAAGAAAAGAAUGACCUCCAACUUCAAGUGCAAGCGGAACAAGAUAAUAUGUGUGAUGCUGAAGAGAGAUGUGAAGGUCUGAUCAAAAAUAAGAUUCACAUGGAGGCUAAAAUCAAAGAGUUCACUGAGCGACUUGAGGAUGAGGAGGAGAUGAAUGCAGAACUGACAGCUAAGAAGAGAAAGCUGGAGGAUGAGUGUUCUGAGCUGAAGAAGGAUAUUGAUGAUCUGGAGCUGACUCUGGCUAAAGUGGAGAAAGAGAAGCAUGCUACUGAAAACAAGGUGAAGAACCUGACAGAGGAAAUGGCAGCCUUGGAUGAUAUUAUUGCCAAGCUGACAAGAGAGAAAAAGGCCCUGCAAGAAGCUCAUCAGCAGACACUGGAUGAUCUGCAGAGUGAGGAGGACAAAGUCAACACCCUCACCAAGGCGAAAGCAAAGCUAGAGCAGCAAGUGGAUGAUCUGGAGGGAUCUCUAGAUCAAGAAAAGAAGAUCCGUAUGGACCUAGAAAGAGCUAAGAGAAAACUUGAGGGAGAUUUAAAGUUAACCCAAGAAAGCGUAAUGGACUUAGAGAAUGACAAGCAACAACUAGAAGAACGACUUAAGAAAAAAGACUUUGAGAUCAAUCAGCUCAACAGUAAAAUUGAAGAUGAACAGAACAUGAUUAUACAACUACAAAAGAAACUAAAGGAGCUACAGGCUCGUGUUGAAGAGCUGGAGGAAGAGCUUGAGGCAGAAAGAGCUGCCAGAGCAAAGGUGGAGAAACAGAGAGCAGAUUUAGCCAGAGAGCUGGAGGAUAUCAGUGAGAAAUUGGAGGAGGCUGGAGGAGCUACAGCUGCUCAGAUUGAGAUGAACAAGAAACGGGAGGCCGAGUUUCAGAAACUUCGCAGAGACCUUGAAGAGGCCACUCUGCAGCAUGAAGCCACUGCCGCCACACUGAGGAAGAAACAAGCUGACAGUGUGGCUGAACUGGGAGAGCAAAUAGACAAUCUGCAGAGAGUCAAGCAAAAACUGGAAAAAGAGAAGAGUGAAUUUAGGCUGGAGCUGGAUGAUGUGGUCUCCAGCAUGGAGCAUUUUGUCAAGUCCAAGACUAAUAUGGAGAAAGUUAACAGGACUCUGGAAGAUCAACUGAAUGAAUACCGCAACAAGUAUGAGGAAAACCAAAGGGCCCUCAAUGACUUUACAACCCAGAAAACAAAGCUUCAGGCAGAAAAUGAUGAGUUUUCAAGACAAUUAGAAGAAAAGGAAUCAUUAAUCUCUCAGCUGACAAGGGGUAAGAGCUUCUUCAGUCAACAACUCGAGGACCUCAAAAGGCAGCUAGAUGAAGAAAUGAAGUCAAAGAAUGCCCUUGCCCAUGCACUGCAGUCUGCCCGUCAUGACACUGAUCUGCUCAGGGAGCAGUAUGAGGAGGAGCAGGAGGCAAAAGCAGAGCUCCAGCGAAGCAUGUCCAAAGCCAAUUCUGAGGUGGCUCAGUGGAGAACCAAGUAUGAAACUGAUGCCAUCCAGAGAACUGAAGAACUGGAAGAAGCCAAGAAGAAACUGACUCAACGUUUGCAGGAGGCUGAAGAGGCCGUUGAAGCAGUAAAUGCAAAAUGUUCUUCUCUUGAAAAGACCAAACACAGACUUCAGAAUGAAAUUGAAGAUUUGAUGGUGGAUGUGGAGAGAUCCAACACAGCUGCUGCAGCUUUAGACAAGAAGCAAAGAAACUUUGAUAAGGUUUUGUCUGAGUGGAAGCAAAAGUAUGAGGAGUCUCAGUGUGAACUGGAGAGCUCUCAGAAGGAGGCCAGAUCUCUUAGCACAGAACUUUUCAAGCUCAAGAACUCUUAUGAGGAAUCGUUGGAUCAUCUUGAGACCCUCAAUAGAGAGAACAAGAUUCUGCAAGAGGAGAUCUCUGAUCUGACUGAACAGCUUGGAGAGGGUGGAAAGACAAUCCAUGAGUUGGAGAAGGUCCGUAAGCAGCUGGAACAAGAAAAAGCUGAGAUACAAGCUGCGUUGGAGGAAGCAGAGGGAUCUUUGGAGCAUGAAGAGGGUAAAAUCUUGAGGGCCCAGCUAGAAUUUAAUCAAAUAAAGGCUGACAUUGAGCGCAAGCUGACUGAGAAAGAUGAAGAAAUGGAGCAGUCAAAGAGGAACAUGCAAAGGAACAUAGAUACCUUGCAUAGUGCUUUGGAGUCCGAAACUCGAAGCAGGAAUGAGGCUUUCAGGAUAAAGAAGAAAAUGGAAGGAGAUCUGAAUGAAAUGGAGAUCCAGCUGAGCCAGGCUAACAGACAGGCAGCCGAAGCUCAGAAACAACUUAAGUCUGUCCAGGCCCAUCUGAAGGACUCCCAACUUCAGCUGGACGACUCUCUUCGAGGCAAUGAUGAUCUGAAGGAGAACAUUGCCAUUGUAGAGAGACGUAAUGCCUUACUUCAGGCAGAACUGGAGGAGCUUAGAGCUGUUCUGGAACAAACAGAGCGAGGCCGCAAACUUGCUGAGCAAGAGCUGCUGGAUGUCACCGAAAGAGUACAGCUUCUGCAUUCUCAGAACACUAGCCUCUUGAACCAGAAGAAGAAGCUGGAGGCCGAUGCAUCCCAGCUUCAGAGUGAAGUGGAAGAGGCAGUGCAAGAAUGCAGAAAUGCAGAGGAAAAGGCCAAAAAGGCAAUCACUGAUGCUGCCAUGAUGGCAGAGGAGUUGAAGAAGGAGCAAGAUACCAGUGCUCACCUGGAGCGUAUGAAGAAGAACAUGGAGCAGACCAUUAAGGACCUGCAACACCGCCUGGAUGAAGCAGAACAAAUUGCAAUGAAGGGAGGCAAAAAACAAGUUCAAAAGCUUGAGACUAGGGUAAGAGAGCUGGAAUGCGAAGUUGAGGCUGAACAGAAGAGAAGCAGUGAAUCUGUGAAAGGAAUCCUCAAAUAUGAACGACGCAUCAAGGAACUUACAUAUCAGACUGAAGAGGACCGUAAAAACAUUGCCCGUCUUCAGGAUUUGGUCGACAAGCUGCAAUUAAAAGUCAAAGCUUACAAAAGAGCUGCAGAGGAGGCUGAAGAACAGGCAAACACUCAUCUUAGCAAAUUCCGCAAACUGCAACAUGAACUAGAUGAGGCAGAGGAAAGGGCUGAUAUUGCCGAAACUCAAGUGAACAAACUACGUUCCAAAAGUCGUGAUUUGGGGCCAAAGAAAGGGUUCGAUGAAGACCGCCUCACCUGGUGCACAUCAGACAAAGUAAUCAUGGCGGACGCUCAUAUGGCAGAGUUUGGAGCAGCAGCUCCUUACUUGCGCAAGUCAGAACGAGAGCGUCUGGAAGCACAAACUCGUCCCUUUGAUAUGAAAAAGGAGUGUUUUGUGCCUGAUCCAGAUGAAGAGUACAUAAAAGCUUCAGUCAUCAGCCGUGAAGGUGACAAAGUCACUGUCCAGACUGAGAAAGGGAAGAGUGUCACCGUGAAGGAAGCUGACAUCCAUCCCCAGAACCCGCCAAAGUUUGAUAAAAUUGAAGACAUGGCAAUGUUCACCUUCCUUCAUGAGCCAGCUGUGCUGUUUAACCUCAAAGAGCGUUAUGCAGCAUGGAUGAUCUACACCUACUCAGGGCUGUUCUGUGUCACUGUCAAUCCCUACAAGUGGCUGCCAGUGUACAAUAAAGAGGUGGUUAUAGCCUACAGAGGCAAGAAGAGGAGUGAAGCUCCUCCACACAUCUUUUCCAUCUCUGAUAAUGCCUACCAGUACAUGCUAACAGACAGGGAAAAUCAGUCAAUUCUGAUCACUGGAGAAUCUGGUGCAGGAAAGACUGUAAACACCAAGAGAGUUAUCCAGUAUUUUGCAAGCAUUGCAGCUGGGGCUUCAGCAAAGAAAGAUGGGUCAGAGAAAAAGGGAACCUUGGAGGAUCAAAUUAUCCAGGCUAACCCUGCUUUGGAGGCUUUUGGCAAUGCGAAGACCAUCAGAAAUGACAACUCCUCAAGAUUUGGAAAAUUCAUCAGAAUUCAUUUUGCUGCCAGUGGAAAGCUGGCCUCUGCUGACAUUGAGACUUAUCUUCUGGAGAAGUCAAGGGUGACUUUUCAGCUUAAAGCUGAAAGAGACUACCACAUUUUCUACCAAAUCCUGUCUCAGCGGAAACCUGAGUUGCUUGGUAAGAUGCCACAGAUAAAAGGCCUUUUUUUCAGUUUUAGCACUGAACUUCAAACUGACACUUCCCCAUCUCUUGUAACAGACAUGCUGCUCAUCACCAACAACCCCUAUGACUAUGCUUACAUCUCCCAAGGAGAAACAACUGUAGCCUCAAUUAAUGAUGGUGAAGAACUAGUUGCCACUGAUGAAGCAUUUGAUGUACUAGGCUUCACACAAGAGGAAAAAAAUGGCAUCUAUAAACUGACUGGAGCCAUUAUGCACUAUGGCAAUAUGAAGUUCAAGCAAAAGCAAAGGGAGGAGCAAGCAGAAGCUGAUGGAACUGAAGAUGCAGACAAAGCUGCAUAUCUUAUGGGUCUGAACUCUGCAGACCUAAUCAAAGGUCUGUGCCAUCCAAGAGUCAAAGUAGGAAAUGAGUGGGUCACCAAAGGGCAAAAUGUUCAGCAGGUGUACUAUGCUAUUGGUGCAGUAUCCAAGGCAGUGUAUGAAAAGAUGUUCCUUUGGAUGGUUGUAAGAAUCAAUCAGUCUCUGGACACCAAGCAGCCUCGCCAAUACUUCAUAGGAGUACUGGACAUUGCCGGCUUUGAGAUCUUUGAUUUCAACACGUUUGAGCAACUCUGCAUCAACUUCACCAAUGAGAAACUGCAACAGUUUUUCAACCACCACAUGUUUGUGCUGGAACAAGAGGAGUAUAAGAAAGAAGGAAUUGAAUGGGAGUUCAUUGACUUUGGCAUGGACUUGCAGGCCUGCAUUGAUCUAAUUGAAAAACCCAUGGGUAUCAUGUCCAUCCUUGAAGAGGAGUGCAUGUUUCCCAAAGCCAGUGAUGCAACCUUUAAAGCAAAGCUUUAUGACAACCACUUGGGAAAGUCAAACAACUUCCAGAAACCAAGAGUUAUCAAAGGAAAGCCAGAGGCCCAUUUUUCUUUGAUUCACUAUGCUGGUACAGUUGACUAUAAUAUCAACAACUGGCUGGUGAAGAACAAAGACCCACUGAAUGAGACUGUCGUUGGCCUUUAUCAAAAGUCUACACUUAAACUCUUAUCAAUGCUCUUUGCUAAUUAUGCUGGGUCAGAGUCUGAGUCAGGAGCUAAGGGAGGUAAAGGAGGCGGAAGUAAAAAGAAAGGUUCCUCCUUCCAAACCGUGUCUGCGCUUCACAGGGAAAACUUAAAUAAGUUAAUGACAAACCUAAGGUCAACUCACCCUCACUUUGUGCGCUGCAUCAUUCCCAAUGAGACAAAGACUCCUGGGGCGAUGGAUAAUCCUUUAGUCAUGCACCAGCUACGCUGUAACGGUGUACUGGAGGGCAUCAGGAUUUGCAGGAAGGGUUUCCCCAAUAGAAUCCUGUAUGGGGACUUCAAACAGAGGUACCGAAUCCUAAACCCUGCAGCCAUACCUGAAGGUCAAUUCAUAGACAGCAGGAAAGGAGCUGAGAAACUGUUGGGAUCACUGGAUAUUGAUCACAGUCAAUAUAAGUUUGGACAUACAAAGGUAUUCUUCAAGGCUGGUUUACUGGGUCAGUUGGAAGAAAUGAGAGAUGACCGACUUUCCCUAAUUAUUUCUGGAAUUCAAGCUAGAUCCAGAGGACUCCUUGCAAGGGUUGAGUUUCAGAAAAUAGUUGAAAGAAGGGAUGCCCUAUUGGUUAUCCAGUGGAAUGUCCGUGCCUUCAUGGGGGUUAAGAAUUGGCCUUGGAUGAAGCUCUUCUUUAAGAUCAAGCCUCUACUCAAGUCAGCAGAAGCAGAAAAAGAGAUGGCAAAUAUGAAAGAUGAAUUUGCCAAGCUCAAAGAGGCCUAUGCGAAAUCUGAGGCACGAAGGAAAGAACUAGAAGAAAAAAUGGUGUCUCUUCUCCAAGAGAAGAAUGACCUACAACUUCAAGUCCAAGCGGAGCAAGAUAAUCUCUGUGACGCAGAGGAGCGAUGCGACCAACUCAUCAAAAACAAGAUUCAGCUUGAGGCAAAAGCCAAGGAGCUCACUGAGCGACUUGAGGAUGAGGAGGAGAUUAAUGCUGAGUUGACAGCUAAGAAGAGAAAGCUGGAGGAUGAGUGCUCUGAGCUGAAGAAAGAUAUUGAUGAUCUGGAGCUGACUCUGGCUAAAGUGGAGAAAGAGAAGCAUGCUACUGAGAACAAGGUAAAGAACCUGACAGAGGAAAUGGCUGCUUUAGAUGAAAUCAUUGCAAAGCUAACCAAGGAAAAGAAGGCCUUGCAGGAAGCUCAUCAGCAGACACUGGACGACCUGCAAAGUGAGGAGGACAAAGUCAACACCCUAACCAAGGCAAAAGCAAAGCUAGAGCAGCAAGUGGAUGAUUUGGAAGGAUCUCUCGAGCAAGAAAAGAAAGUCCGUAUGGAUCUAGAGAGAGCCAAGAGGAAACUAGAAGGAGACUUGAAGCUGACCCUGGAAAGCUUAAUGGACCUGGAGAAUGACAAGCAGCAGUUAGAAGAGCGUCUCAAAAAGAAAGACUUUGAGAUCAGUCAGCUCAAUGGAAAAAUUGAGGAUGAACAAGUUAUUGGUAUUCAGCUACAGAAAAAACUGAAGGAACUUCAGGCACGUAUUGAGGAGCUGGAGGAAGAGCUUGAGGCAGAAAAAGCUGCCAGAGCAAAGGUGGAGAAACAGAGAGCAGAUUUAGCCAGAGAGCUGGAGGAGAUCAGUGAGAGACUGGAGGAGGCUGGAGGAGCUACAGCUGUUCAAAUUGAGAUGAACAAGAAACGGGAGGCUGAGUUUCAGAAACUUCGCAGAGACCUUGAAGAGGCCACACUGCAGCAUGAAGCCACUGCCGCCACACUGAGGAAGAAACAAGCUGACAGUGUGGCUGAACUGGGAGAGCAAAUAGACAAUCUGCAGAGAGUCAAGCAAAAACUGGAAAAAGAGAAGAGUGAACUCAGACUGGAGCUGGAUGAUGUGGUCUCCAACAUGGAACAUGUUGUUAAGAUAAAGGCAAAUCUUGAGAAGACCUGCAGGUCUUUGGAUGAUCAAAUGAAUGAAUACAGAACAAAAUUUGAGGAGGGCCAGCGCAGUAUCAAUGACUUCACAAUGCAAAAAUCUAAACUACAAUCUGAAAAUGGUGAACUUGCAAGGCAGCUGGAGGAGAAGGACUCUCUUGUCUCUCAGCUAACUAGAAGCAAAAUGUCUUACACUCAGCAGAUUGAAGACCUUAAAAGGCAAUUGGAGGAAGAAACUAAGGCAAAGAAUGCCCUCGCUCAUGCAGUACAGUCUGUCCGUCAUGACACUGAUCUGCUCCGAGAGCAGUAUGAGGAGGAGCAGGAGGCCAAAGCAGAGCUCCAGCGAAGCAUGUCCAAAGCCAAUUCUGAGGUGGCUCAGUGGAGAACCAAGUAUGAAACUGAUGCCAUCCAGAGAACUGAAGAACUGGAGGAAGCCAAGAAGAAACUGGCUCAACGUUUGCAGGAGGCUGAAGAAGCUGUUGAAGCAGUAAAUGCAAAAUGUUCCUCUCUUGAAAAGACUAAACACAGACUCCAGAAUGAGAUCGAAGAUCUUAUGGUGGACCUGGAGAGGUCUAAUGCAGCUGCAGCAGCCUUGGACAAGAAACAAAGAAACUUUGAUAAGGUCCUGGCUGAGUGGAAGCAGAAAUAUGAAGAGUCACAGACUGAGCUAGAGAGCUCUCAGAAGGAAGCCAGAUGUCUGAGUACUGAACUUUUCAAGCUGAAGAACUCCUACGAAGAAUCUUUGGAUCACCUGGAGACCAUGAAAAGAGAAAAUAAGAAUCUCCAAGAGGAAAUUUCUGAUCUUACUGAGCAACUUGGUGAGGGAGGAAAGAGCAUUCAUGAACUGGAGAAAAUGAGAAAACAGCUGGAGCAGGAAAAAAGUGAAAUUCAGUCUGCUCUGGAAGAGGCCGAGGCCUCAUUGGAGCACGAGGAGGGUAAGAUUCUGCGAGCUCAGCUAGAGUUCAACCAGAUAAAGGCUGAUAUUGAACGCAAAUUAGUUGAGAAGGAUGAGGAGAUGGAGCAGAGCAAACGCAAUUUGCAGAGGACCAUCGAUACUCUACAAAGCUCUUUGGAGUCAGAAACUCGAAGCAGGAAUGAGGCCCUCCGAAUAAAAAAGAAGAUGGAAGGUGAUCUGAAUGAGAUGGAGAUCCAGCUUAGUCAAGCAAACCGACAAGCAGCAGAGGCACAAAAACAACUCAAAAGUGUCCAAGCACAUUUGAAAGAUGCUCAACUGCAGCUGGAUGACUCUCUGAGAUUAAAUGAUGACCUGAAGGAGAACAUUACAAUUUUAGAGAGACGCAACCACCUUCUACAGGCUGAAUUAGAGGAGCUGAGAGUGGCUCUUGAGCAAACUGAGAGAGGCCGUAAACUUGCUGAACAAGAGCUGCUGGAUACAAGUGAAAGAGUGCAGCUACUGCACUCCCAGAAUACAAGCCUCUUGAAUCAGAAGAAGAAGCUGGAGGCUGACACUUCCCAGCUUCAGAAUGAGGUGGAAGAGGCAGUGCAAGAAUGCAGGAAUGCUGAAGAAAAAGCCAAGAAGGCAAUCACUGAUGCUGCCAUGAUGGCAGAGGAGUUGAAGAAGGAGCAAGAUACCAGUGCUCACCUAGAGCGUAUGAAGAAGAACAUGGAGCAGACCAUUAAGGACCUGCAACACCGCCUGGAUGAAGCAGAACAAAUUGCUAUGAAAGGAGGCAAGAAACAAGUCCAGAAACUAGAAGCUAGGGUGAGAGAGUUGGAAAAUGAAGUGGAAUCAGAACAGAAGAAGAGCAGUGAGGCGGUGAAAGGAAUUCGCAAAUAUGAAAGACGUAUUAAAGAACUCACCUACCAGGUAAAACAUAAUCUUAUUAUUACUGAAUGCACCUAAAUACACAAAAUUCUCAAAAAAAUAAUAAAAUAAUAAUUUCUUUGUUAUCAUUUGUCUGAAAAGACGGAGGAGGACCGCAAGAAUCUUGCUCGUCUGCAAGAUCUAGUUGAUAAGCUUCAGAUGAAGGUCAAGGCUUACAAGAGGGCUGCAGAGGAAGCCGAGGAACAAGCCAACACCAAUCUUAGCAAGUUCCGUAAACUUCAGCACGAGCUUGAUGAAGUAGAAGAGAGAGCCGACAUUGCAGAGUCGCAAGUCAAUAAAUUGCGUGCCAAAAGUCGUGAAGUUGGUUCUAAGAAGGGACAUGAUGAAGAGUAAAGCUCAAAUGGACCUUCUGAUUUUCCCCUACCAUAUAUGUUUUGAAUUAGUUACCCACACAGUCCAUCUAGAUCUUCUUUAGUCACACAGUAUAAUAAAGUUGAAUUGCAUUACA